Astrephomene gubernaculifera is the source of this 5739-nucleotide messenger RNA. NCBI's taxonomy places the organism in Eukaryota, Viridiplantae, Chlorophyta, Chlorophyceae, Chlamydomonadales, Astrephomenaceae. The record is from the annotation of a GenBank genome assembly.
CUCGUUAUGAUCAUACUUGCCAAGACCGUCGUUUCCUUAAAUACAUAAACUAUACAGGAGUUAUAGAAGAAGUAACAUUAUUGAGUCGCUCGCGCGGAUGUCGCUAGCCCUUGACCUCAAACCCCGGUCCGCUGGCGCGGUGCGGGGUCUUGUGUCUAGAUGUCUUUCCAGGGCUCCUCGUGCACAGCUGCUACACCGCGCACUACUUCAUGCCCCCAGCGCGGGACAGCGACAGGCCGCGCUGCAGUUGAGUUCCAAGCUCCCGCGGCCGCAGCGGUUCACCAUCAGCCGCAGGCAGGCCCUCAGGGUGCAGGCAGUUUUCGAGCGGUUUACGGAGCGUUCCAUUAAGACGGUCAUGAUUGCUCAGACGGAGGCAAAGGCGUUCGGGCACAUGGAGGUCAACACGGAGCACAUUUUGCUUGGACUGGUUGCGGAGGAGAGCCUAAGUAAGAACGGCUACUUGAACAGUGGAGUGUCAAGUGAGCGCGCCAAAGCCACUGUGGAGGCCAUGUUCGGCCGGAAGCGGCCUAUUACGAACGGUGAAAGCAUUCCUUUCAGCCGUGACGUCCGCAAGAUGUUUGAGGCAGCGACGCACGAAUGCAAACGCUCCAAUGUCAACUUCAUUUCGCCGGAGCACAUUCUGCUAGCCAUGCUCUCGAUGGCGGACUGCAAUGGCCGGCGCGUGCUCACCUCUCUGUCCGCCGAUGUGGAGUUGCUCAAGGCGGAGGCGCAACGCCGCCUCAAGGGCGACUCGGACGCGGAGCAGGCCAAGAAGAAACAGCCCUCCGCCCCCAAGGAGGGUCCCCGCAUGACCGAGGAGUACUGCCGCGACCUGUGUGCGGAGGUGGCGGCGGGGCGCAUCGACCCGGUGGUGGGUCGCGAGCGCGAGGUGUCCCGUGUGGUUCAGAUCCUGGCCCGCCGCACCAAGAACAACCCCAUCUUGCUGGGCGAGCCGGGGGUGGGCAAGACGGCCAUCGCGGAGGGGCUGGCGGCGGCGGUGGUGGGGCGCACCCCGCUGGAGGGCGCCCCGCUGCCGGCCUUCCUGGAGGGGAAGCGGAUCCUGCAGCUGGACGUGGGGCUGCUCAUUGCGGGUGCCAAGGAGCGAGGGGAGCUGGAGUCCCGAGUCACUAAGCUGAUAGCGGAGGUGAAGCAGGCGGGCAACAUCAUACUCAUGAUCGAUGAGAUCCACACGCUGGUGGGGGCGGGCAGUGGGGGGCGGGGCGGCGGGGGCGGACUGGACAUCGCCAACCUGGUCAAGCCGGCGCUGGCGAGAGGGGAGUUCCAGGUCAUCGGCGCCACCACCCUGGACGAGCACCGCAAGCACAUUGAGCGGGAUGCGGCGCUGGAGCGGAGGUUCCAGCCGGUGCUGGUGGAGGAGCCGGAUGAGGCGGCGGCGCUGGACAUACUAAUGGGUCUGAAGGAGCGCUACGAGCGGCACCACCGAGUGGCCUACACGCCCGAGGCGCUGGCCGCCGCCGUGUCCCUCUCCUCCCGCUUCAUCGCGGACCGCUUCCUGCCCGACAAGGCCAUCGACCUGAUGGACGAGGCGGGCAGCCGGGCGCGUAUCGCGGCGUACAUGGCACGACAGGAGCAGGGGGCGCAGGGGCGGGGACAGCAGGGGCAGGGGCGGGGUCAGGGAGGGCAGGUGGGGCAUGUUCAGGGGCUGCAGCGGGGGGUGGUGCUGCAGAUGGCUCCUGUUCCCUCCCAGGGUGGUGGCAUCAACGGCAACAACGGCAGCAGCAGCGGCGGAAGUGGAAGCAGUGCUGCACAACAGCAGGGGCAAGGACAAGGGCAGCAAGGAGGUGGUCAGGGUCAGGGUCAGUCCCCCCACCCCAAGCUGUGCGAGUACCUGCAGGUGUUGGCCAGCAAGGACGAGGCGGUGAAGGAAGGGCUGUUCGAGGAGGCGGGCAUCCUGAGGAGGAGGGAGGUGGACUACAGGUCCGAGCUGUCCGGCCCGCCCUCCCAGGGUGCGGUGCUGCCGGUGGUGGAUGUGGGCGACAUUGAGGCCAUCGUGUCGGCCUGGAGCGGCAUCCCGCUGGAGAGGAUGAGCGAGGACGAGCGGGACAAGCUAGUCAACAUGCGCUCGCUGCUGUCCUCCCGGGUGGUGGGUCAGGCGGAGGCGGUGGAGUCGCUCACUGCCGCGUUGUGCCGCGCGCGGUGCGGACUGAAGGACCCGCGGAGGCCGGUGGCGUCGCUGCUGUUCGUGGGGCCCACGGGUGUGGGCAAGACGGAGCUCGCAAAGGUGCUCUCCCACACCUACUACGGCUCCUCCGACGCGCUGCUGCGGCUGGACAUGAGCGAGUACAUGGAGCGGCACUCCGUCAGCAGGCUCAUCGGCGCGCCGCCGGGCUACGUGGGGUUCGGCGAGGGCGGCAAGCUGACGGAGGCGGUACGGCGGCGGCCGCACUGUGUCGUACUGUUCGACGAGGUGGAGAAGGCGCACCCGGAGGUGUUUGCGGUGCUGCUGCAGAUACUGGAGGACGGCCGGCUGACGGAUUCGCAGGGCCGCACCGUGUCCUUUAAGAACGCCAUGGUCAUCCUGACCUCCAACAUCGGCUCGCGGCUCAUAGCGGCGGGCAGCGGGGGCGGCCGGGCGGGCGGUGUGUUCACCUCGUCGCAGCGGAGCGGGGGCGGAGCGAGUGCGGAGGAGGAGGAGCGGAUGGAGGCGUGGCAGGCUCACAAGCUGAAGCAGGAGGUGAUGGGCGAGGUCCGCUCCUUCUUCUCGCCCGAGCUGCUGAACCGCUUCGACGAAACCAUCGUCUUCCGCCGCCUCAGUCGCGCCCAUGUGGCCCAGAUCGCGGGGGUGCUGCUGGAGGAGACCAAGCGGCGCGCGGGGGAGCGGGGGCUGCAGCUGCGGCUGGGGUCGGGUCUGGUGGAGAGGAUUGUGGCGGAGGGGUGGAGCGAGGAGUAUGGCGCGAGGCCGCUGAGGCAGGCGAUUGUGAGGUUGAUCGACGACCCGCUGUCGGACGCGCUGCUGCACCGCAAGUUCCCCCCCGGCACCCGACUGGUGCUUUCUUGGGACCCCUGCGGCAGGGGGGAGGGAGGCGAGGCGGGGGCGGUGCGGGUGAGGACGGAGGAGGAGGAGGCGGAGGCGGAGAAGGAGGAGGAGCGCAGGCGGCGGGAGGAGGAGGCGGAGAGCGGUAGGUGGUCUUCACGGCGUGGGGGGCAGGGUGGUGAGGUGGAGGGAGGCGUGUUGGUGGCGGUGGGGGCUGCGGGUGGGGGCGGGGAGGAGGAGAGGCAGCGGGUGGUGUUGUCGGCGACUGGGAGUGUGGAGGAGAAUUGAGAGGAAAGAGCGGAGGAGGAGGAGGAGGUUGAAGAGGUGAAAUGAGGAGAGGGAGGGGUGAAGUGAGGAGAGGCAAGAGGAGGAGGCAGCGGGUGUUGGAGCGUGCAUGUUGGGGGCGCGGUGGUGGUCGAGGAGGCGUGGGUUGGGUUGGGCUGGGCUGGGGGAUUUGAAGGUUGGCGUGUAAUAGUAGGAAUGUGCGCCAGGCGCUUUGUCACAUGUACGUGUUUACAAACUUUAGUUUUUGUCUUGAGGAGUAUCGGUUGAUGUUCGGUUGAUGUCGUUUUGGUGCUGGUAGUUGUUUUGGAAGAGACCUUUUACAUGCGUUUCCCUAUUCAACAAUUUGAUGAUUUGCUCAAUCGAGGGGUUUCAAGAGCUGUUUGAAGAGCAAGAAGGAGAAAACCACUGCUGGUGCUUUAGGAACUGCUUUGCAGCCGUUGUUGCAUUGCUGCUUAUCAGUCCCAUGUACAUUAUAGUCUUUCGGGAAUUGGAAAAACAAGAUGCCCACCUCCCAAUCGGUUGGUUGCGGCGGUUAAGGGCCCCGAGUCCUGGCGCGUGUGCUGUUUGUUGUUCCCGUUACAUGAAUGUAUGCGUGGUAGGUCGGUGGGCGCUUUGCCCUUUUUAGAAGGGCUCGGGCGCCUCCUGACAUGCUCGAGUGCUUUGGGUUUGGAAGGUAUGUGUUUGGAAGUUACGGAGGAAUGACCCAUGGGUCGUUUGGGGGUGGUAGGUGGAUUGCGGCUCUGCUACCAUUUACAAUACGGCGUAUACCCCCGCGUGCAUUGUCAAUUUGUUGGGGAUGGUCGAAUCUGUAGCUGCCGGUUUGGCCGGACGUGUUUCUUUAAAGGCCCUGAGUAGAUGAGCAAUAAUUAGUUCUUGUCUUUACGGUUUUCUUUGUGCUGUGUGCCCCAUUUAACUGGCCGCAAAACUGUCACUGCUGUGUUUGUAGCUGCUACUGCAAACGGAUUGACAGUAGUACUGCCGCUGACGUGGCGACCUUGUGCCCUUUGCGUGGUGGCAUUCUUUCGUUGACGGUUUGCUUCCUAAAAAGCUUGCCGAUUGGCUUCUCACAGAAGCCAAAGAGGUGACAAGACGCGCCAUGACGCGUACAGUGGGAUUAACAAAGGGUGAUGGCGAGGUUCCAUUGAAAACUGGUCGCGAGGAGGAAUGUACUGGACUGUUGGAAGAUGAUGUGACGGACCAUGGGUGCGUGCGCGUUCGUGGCCUCUUAGAUGGUGAUGCUGUGUAGUACCCUUUGAUGAUGUGUGUUGGUUGUGGCGAGGGGUGGCACUGUUCAGGAAAGGGCGGGACGGCUGAAAGAACGAGAGGGAAGUGGGGGGGCGUGUCGUACGUGGGGCCGCUGGGUAGCUAGCUUGCUGACUGGGGUUUCCUUUGAAGGGGGGAUGACUUUCUGGACUAGAGUCUUCUGGACUGGAGUGGUUUAGGUUAGGAGUACUGCGUUACGGAAUACCACUUUGUAGAUCAUUUUGCCUUUUGUUGUCGUACAAGACAAAGUUUGGUUGGUGGUCAGUUUGGAUUCUAUUUGGAUCCGGUUUGGUGAGUUGGUUGUACGUUCUGAGGAUAUAAGAAAUUCCGAAUCCUGUUUUUACUGUCGAGCGUGUCGUACAUGUGUUUGCUACUAGAAGAGCGUCCAUUGCCGUGCGUCCUUUGGCCCUGUUCUGUUUGCUUUGCGCCGUGCCAGAGCGUUGGCGCGAUGGAGUGUGUGUCUUUCUGUGGCCCUGGAUUUGGCGACUCUGCUUCCACUUGCACGGAACAGGCGUGACGUGAGGGAGCGCUCGGCGGGGGCUGCAUGCAGCUGCUCACUGGCUUGACUUGCACACGAUUGACGAGACGCACCGCAACUGUCUUUGAUGAGCUUUUGAGAAGAGAAAACUAAGAUUUGCAGUAAGGGGGCUAUAUAAUUUCAUCGCCCGCCUACUUUAUAUCAUACCUCGUUUGUUGUUGGUUAUAUACCUUUGAAUCUUGGCUGUUGCUGGUAUGCUAUUGUUGUUUUAGCAGUUGUUAGUUUUGGUUUGGAUGGUCGUUACGUAAUUCAUUGGUUACGCACCCGUACGACAUGUGCCGCGCGCAACCCCGCCUGUCAUGUACGGCAGAAGACGAAUCGUCAGAUGACUCAACCGGAAUUUCGACGCCUCAAACGUGCAUAUGUGUGUUCGUUGCUGCAGCCGCAUUGGUUUGCACCGCUGUUGCGCGAGCGGCAUUACUGUGUAUCAUUGUGUCUGUUACCCCACGGGGAAUUCUUGAUGUCGGGCUGUCUAUCUACCAAGCUGACCUCAUGACAUUUGACGGAUGCUACUACGUGUAUGCAAGGCCGGGAAGGGCGCCGGUGGUUGUGUUCAUGGGCAGUCAGGCAGGUGCAAGGCGGCACGGAGGAGGAGGGGAGGUUACUGGUAAUAAGGAUGUUGCGUAAGAUGUAAUAAGCCAGCUUUUGGCUGGGUCCC